GGCCACGUGUUCUAAAGAUGGUAUUGUGAGAAUCUAUGAGGCCGUAAAUAUAACAAACUUAAGUCACUGGACAUUGAUGGUAAUUUCCCACGAUUUACUGUACAUUUCAUUCUGAAGUUUACCCAGAAAAUAUAAACUGCAAGGUGGAUGCAUACUAAACUUUAAAGAGAAUAUUUAAGUACGGGUAUAUGUAAUAUCAGUAUAAAAAUGAAGGCAUUAGUGCAGCUCGCACGAGGUUAGAAUAGAGAUUAAUAAAAUAGUAUCAAAACAGAAUGGAAUAAAAUGCAAUGGAGUGAAGUAGAAUGGAUAAUUUUAAGAAGAGGAGUAGAAUGAAUACAAUAGAAUGUGGAGAAAGUAUACUCCAAAACACCCUAGUUCAAAAUUUCCUGGAUAAUCUAAAAUGGACCAUUCCCCAAUUAACCAAAAUUUUGAACUCAACAAGUCUAGACAAAAAUUAUUUCAUCAUAGCUUGAAAGAGCAUCACAAAAUUAGUAAUAUUCCAAAGUUUCGUUGCGAAAUGUUGUAAAAUGCGGAUAAUAUAGCCUUGUGAAGUUUCCAAUUUUCAGUCAUUUUAGAUUACAAACGGGAAAAGGUUAUACCACUUCUGUGCGUAAUACAAAAUGACCGAAAAUUACAAACUUCGCAAGGCUACAUGUAUAUUAUCCGCAUCGAAACUAAACUUUGGAAUAUUACUACUUUUGUGAUGCUCUUUCAAGCUGUGAUGAAAUUUUUGUUUAGGCUAGUUAGAUCAAAAUUUUGGAAAAGUGGUAACCAUUUCCCGUUUGUAAUCUAAAAUGACUGAAAAUUGCAAAUUUUGCAAGGCUAUAUUAUCCGCAUUUUACAACAUUUCGCAACGAAACUUUGGAAUAUUGCUAAUUUUGUGAUGCUCUUUCAUGCUAUGAUGGAAUUUUGUCUAGACUUGUUGAGAUCAAAAUUUUGGUUAAUUGGGGAAUAUGGUCCAUUGAAAUCGGAUGUUUCAUUGCCAUUUACAAUGAUUGUAUUAUUUCUGUAGCAUGAGAUCAAAUGUAAAUUGAGCUGCAGUUGCAUAUCCUGGAAUCCUUCAAGGUGAAUAAAAGUUCUUGUUUAACAAAAUUAGUGAUUUCAAACCUUGCAAAUGUAAGGAAGGUUUUGGUAUAAAGGGUUCGUAGCUGUUUCUGAAAUCCUUGAAAGUCGUUAAAAUUGAAUGUAGGUUUUUUGAAAAGUCUGCAGUGAAUUGUAUGAAAAAGCAAGAAAGUCUUUAAAUUCUUUAGUGAGUAAUUUGAUUAAGUACGAUUCGCUAAAUAAUAAAAUGGAUGGAAUACAGUAAGAUUGUCACAAAGUGAGAAAGAGAGUGCAGGAGAAAAUUUAUCAAUAGCUGAUUGCAGGGUAUAAUUCGUUAUUCGUCUGACACUCAGGCUAAUUGCAGGGUGUUAGCCAGAGAAAAAACGUUUUGUCCGUUAAACGUAGAUUGGGAAAGUUUUUUUGACCGACCAAAGUCCUUGUGUAGGAAUAAAUAGUGUUUUUUCCAACAUGUUUCUCCUCAGAUACAAACAAUGGUAGCUUGGUUUUGUACAUUUCAUUUCCGGUGAAUGAACACUGAAAAAUGCUCCCGAUGGUACUUCAUUUUGUAUAUUUCAUUUCCGGUGAAUGAACACGGAUGCACACCGAUUAUACACUUUGUUUUGUACAUUUCAUUUCAGUGAAUACACACCCAAUAUGAGUGAAAUGCGAUACAUUUUGAGAAAAUAGUUAGUGGGAAAAAGUUAAAAAAAAGUUAUUUGAUAUAGUGUAAUAAUAUAAAAUCAAACGCAACGCACUUUCUCAUCAGAAAAAAAUUGAAAAUCUUCCAGUAGACCCAGUUGGGAAAGCCCCUUAGCUACUUCAAUUGGGAAGAGUCCGUCAAACGGACAGUAUAUGGCUAGCUAACACCCUGGAUUGCCUCCAAAAGGUCUUUGAGAAAGGUUGAAAAUCUUGGAAAUUUUUUGUCUUUGAGAUUACGACCCUGUAAUAUAUGUUGUGGUUCGUAUACGACAAAUAAUAUGGGAAUUCUUGCUUUCUUAGAAACCAUGCUCCAAUGAUCGCUGUGGGUAGUGAUGAUGCUAGUCUUUCCUCUGGAGGAAAAGUACAAAUACAAGAAUAUAAUGAAGCUUCUAGGUUUGUCAUAAUGAUAGUUUAGUGAGUAGUGCAUUUUCCAGUUGGAAAACGCGUUUGUUUGUUUGGGAAAGUUAUUUGUUAUAUACAGGGCUUCAAAUUACUGUCGGACAUCGGACAAUGUCCGACUAAAUUUGGCAAAUGUCCGAGCAAAAGUAAUUUUGAUCGGACAUUGGUCCGAUCACAAAAAAAAUUGUCACAUUAUACAUUUUUUUGCUGUGACAAAAUCCGAUUGCAAAUUCACUCAAUUUGCAUUUUGCAAUAAAAUUUACAAGGCGUUCUACCAUUUAAUUUUACUUAACGUUGCGCCGGAAUGGCAUACAUACUUGUCUCGUGACUUAUAUAUAUCUUGUGACGUAUAUAUGUCCGACCAAAUUUAGUGAUGUUGGUUUUUGUCCGACCAAAUUCAAAUUAUGUCCGACCAAAAUUAAAAGUGAUCGGACAAAUGUCCUGUCCAGUCAAAUAUUUAUUUUCAGCCCUGUAUAUAGACUAUAUAAUAACUGUAUGGUAUUUAACAUUAUAAGAUCUGGACAAAAUAUCUUGUUUUUAAACAUGAAUUGCUGAAAAGUUAGUUAUACUUCAGCUCGAUAAGUUAAGUAAAAAGGGUCAACUUUUUCAGGAAAUGGCAAAGAGUCGAAACGUUAAAUGCAAUCACAGAACCUGUACACGAUGUGGAAUUUGCUCCAAAUCUUGGAAGGUGAUAUAAUUUAUUUUAUAAUUUAUUUUAUAACUGCCCACUUUAUAUAUAAUUGGUCGUUGAAACAGUGAAAUAGUACUGAACAGUAAGUAGAAUGGAACAUAGUCAGAACCAGUUCCACAGUUAAUAACUUAAUAGUACAUUAGGAGUUCGAAUUUUAUUUGUCGUUUUAGAUCAUAUCACUUGCUAGGAAUUGCUUGCAACGAUGUCAAGAUUGCCACACUUGAGCCGCUUGGGUAUGUUUAGAAAAAAAGUUUAGCCUCUUUACUCUCUUGACGGGUUCUUCAGCGGAUUGCUCUGGGCCGUUUAUCUAUCAUAUACAUCUAUAUUAAUUACGUAAUGUGGUCAGUUUUGAUAAGCUUCCGUGUGUUUCUUAUAGAAAAGAAAUUACGUCAUCUGCAAGAUUCGCUGUCAAUAUGGUUGCUCAAUUUAAAGAACAUAGCAAGGUUUGUGUUAUAAACUCAGGGUCGAACAACUGACAUAUUGUCAGAUUAUUUAUAAUCUUCAGUACAGUGCAUUGCUAUUAAAUUUAUUAAACUCCUUCGAUAAACAACGGAACAUUUUUUUAUUCCCUCCCCCACAAAAAAAUCAAAAUCAACGACAUAAGUAACAAGAAUAUAUGAGACUGAAACUUCAUUGAUCAUACACCAAAUGUCUGAGAAAAUGUCAAAAAAGUGUCCUUGAAUUAAUUUCAAAAUUUUGUCAUGGCCGGAUUUUGAGGGGAGGUGGGCACCUUCUGAGAUCGUUUUGCACCUCCCCUGAGAAGUCAUCCACCUCCCCUCGGGAAAGGUUAAAUGAUAGAUCAAAGUGAAAAUUUUAUGCGUUGCUUAGAGUCUACUGUCUGUCUGAUAACUAUUCAUCAUCUCUGUAUCAAGUGCUCUUUUAAUGGAAUAUUUCAAAAUAAACUUUGUACAGGUAGUAAUGUAAUGAAGAGCAAUAUUGGACGAUUCAUACAGUCACAAUUCAUAAAUACACUGAUACAUAUGUACAGUACAUGCAUGCGUCAUAUAGUUGACUUUAAUAGGGGGCUACAUUCUACGUCCCAUGGGGGUCGUGGGCUAGACGCUGCACCUCCCCUAAAUAUAUUACCACCUGCCCCAACAUUUCCACUAAAAUCCGACCUUGAAUUUUGUGUAUAUUGUAUACGCUGCAAGUGGUUUAGUGUUGAUGAAGGAAAAUGUUUGACAUGUUUUACUAGGUAUGGAGAGUUCAGUGGAAUGUUACUGGAACCAUAUUGGCUUCGUCCGGUGACGACGGUAGUGUUCGACUUUGGAAAGGUAAUGUUUCCCCUUAUUAAAACAACCAAUGCGUUUUUUCUCCUGGAUUCAUUGAUGCCAAAGCUUUUCAAAUUCCAUUUUACUGAACAAGACUAUAAGGCAAUUUUCUACGCGAAUUCAAGGUCCAAAUUUUUAAUUCCCUCGGUGAUGAAAUUACAUCUCUGUAUCUUUUGUCGAUAGUUCAAAAGUUUGAAUGCAUUCAUAACCAAGUUGUACAGUAUACCUGUACAUAACCAAGUUGUACAGUGCAUUUUGUUGAUGUUGUUUGUCAUUUCAGUAAAUGUGGUAAAUGAUUAUUGCUAGAAUUCAUGCAGUUUUGCCUAAAUUAUAGAAUACAGUACCUACCGCGACUGUAAAUUAUUGUAACAGCUUUGUUACACAGUUCUUUAAUAGCUACCAGUCAAAGAUUUUCAGAAAUUAUUUGGGGGGCGUGAGGGAGGAUUGCUCUCUUAUUAAUGCGUCUUUAUAUUGGAAAUAUUUUUCAGCUAACUAUCUUGAUAACUGGAAGUGUAUUGCUGUGUUGAAAGGCGAUGGCAACCCUGCGGAAAUCCUGGGAUCUAGUGUACCAAGUGGCCUAAUGAGUACUUAGAUAUUCUCGACGAAAAACAGUUUAGUAAAGAUUGUCUGUUCCAAGAGUGCUUUGGUAUAAAAUACUGUUCAUUUCCUGCCUGUUUUAGACACCGAACUUAUCAUUUGUUCAAUUUGAAUGAUUUUAGUUUUAAUAUCCACUACAUUCGGCUACUGGUCUAAAAAUACUGUGUCAGGGAGCGGUCAUUAUUUAUGGCGGGGAGUGGCACCAAAGAAAAAUAUUUUUCUUCGUAAAAAUUUUGCUGAUCCAAUUAUUAAAACCUCAAAAACAUUUAUCAAAAUAUCAUUUAAAAAAUAAAUAUCCACCCCUGGCCAAGAACAUUACUAUACAAUUUAUGGUUUCCGUGUUUGAUGGCCUGAUCCAAACACGCGGGAACGUUGCGAGAGUUAAAAAAAGCGCGCGAACACGAGCCGAAGGCGAGUGAUUUUGCGAGCUUUUCUUAACUCGAGCAACAUUCCCAAGUGUUUGGAUCAGGCCAUCCAAACACGGAAACCAUAAAGUAAUUGUUUUAUAAAAUAACAACAACACGAUAGUCUUCCGUGUUUGGAUGGCCUGAUCAAACACGGGUUUCGACCAAUCAGAGCACGCAAUUAUAUACAUGUCAUUUUAUAAAAAAGGAUGUCACACAUGUCCUUUACCACUUCUGUGACACGAGUUUGAUAACUGCUUGACGUGCAAUUUUCUGCAGUGAAAAGUUUCAUGUUGUCUGCACAAGUACUUUCUUUGGAGACACCAUUUGCCUCCUGACAAAUCGAAAAAUGAUCGAGAUAGUGACUCUGAUUGAUUGAUAUACAUAUUCUAUUAACAUACAACUGUUGACAUCACUUAUUAGUUUUCAAUAUUUGAGUGAGUCAUGAGAUUUUUAUUACCCAACCCUUGAAUUGUUUUCAUUUACCCAACCUUUUACUACAAAUUUUGUUUAUCCAACCAUUUUCUCUCCAGUGCCACCCCCAGUCAAAAACAAUGACCAGUCCCUUAGUCUGCAAAAUUUUGCAUCCAUUAUUGAUGCUGAGAAAAUAAAGUCAGUCAAGCAUUACUAAAAACCUGCAUGGCAUAACUGAGGGUCCAAAUGUAUGCAGAAAUGCCUCUGUGUUCUUAGAAUAUCUUCAAACUUUACAGUAUAUAGAAAUAUACCAGGAAAAUACAUUGUGACAUAUGAUCAUCUCGAGCAAUAGGUUUUUGUUUUAAUCCGUUGGGAAUUAUGACUUGACCUUUUAGUAGUGGUUGAUAUUUGGCUACUAUUUUACACAGUACAUAUUAUUUAAACCAGUUUGUAUCGAGGUCAGUGUGUUCCGCACAAGAAAAAUUCAACCAGAGACAAAAUUCAAAAACAUUGAAAAAUUGUCAGACCAAAAUAAAAUAUUUCUGAUCAUUAUCUGUACACAUAUAAUUUCAGAUCAUAUCAUAAUAAAUGCUCCUCAAGACAGACUAUGUUUUAAUUAUCUGCCCAAUUAAGUUGAAAUUUUAAAAAUAUAAAUUUUCGAAGUGGUUCCAUCCAUAUUAUACCAUUGGAUUCUUCACCGAUCUUGACCGCCAUGUUGGUUAUAUCUGUUUGUUAAAUCCAUAGAGAUUAUAAAACAAUAGAGUGGGCAUUGCGGUAAAAAUAGAGGGAGAAACUGAAGCUUCCUAAUGGGGGCAAAUAACGCUCUCUGAUUGGUUAAAGCCUCGUUGCCCGGAUGCAAGCCGCGAUGUUUAGAAGGAGCGGGAAAUUAUUAAAAUAUUACAACUUCGAAAACAUCGAAUUUUUCCAGUUUUAGCAUAGUUCAAGCAAGGACUAAAUGCUCAAGAUCAACAAGAAUAGCUGGACUUUAAUACAAAACAAGUUCUGCAACGGUAGAAAUGUUUCAAAGUGCUUUUUUCUCGAUGUUGAAGAGUGGUAUUUUGCUCGUCACUUCGGCACGGUUUUUAAUCAUUUUUCACGAUAUAAAACGGAAAUUCUCAAUUUUUCGCCACAAAUCAAUGUACAACAGUUAGGACUUUUGAUAAAACUAGGAUUGAAUAAUUGAAUUGUAGUGAAAAAAAUAGAUUUUCGUGGUUUUACAUCCGAGUAUAACUGAAAUUUGCUCCCAACUAGCAAGCUUCAAUUUGUCCCUUUCGUUUGCCCUGAAUUUUCAUGCAAUGCCCGCUCUAUUCUUUUAUAAUCUCUUUGGUUAAAUCGUUGACAACAAAGAGUUGAAUGAAUGAAUGAAGAUCUUUAUUACCUCAGGGUAAUCCUUUCAGUGCUACAGUGAAUACUGUUAUCAACAGGAGCCCUGAAAUUGAAUAUAAAGUCAUCAUAAUAAAAAUCAGUGUAAAUUUUGGCAAUUAUAACACUUAACCGUGUCAUCUUUAUAUUAGAUUGAAUGUAAAUCGUUUCUUCGUUACGUUAAUUUAUGCAGAGUUUCGCUUCCAGCUAUUUUUUUUAAUUCGGUUCCGACCGUAACAGGAACUCGGGAAAAUCAGAAUUUCGGCUGGAACCAUGAAGCAGGAACAAACCAAGUUCCCGACGCAGUCUGGGUAGGAAAUGAAUGUAUUUCUUUUUAAACCGUUCGAACGUUUAGUCCGAGUUUCCUUUCGCAGUACUGAGCCUAAGGUAUGGUUUCACCAACUUUGAAAUUUAGGAAAUGUAUUCGUGAAUAGUCGAAGCUGUCCGUUGUCUUCCAACAGGCAGUGGAAGAAAAGUUUUUUCUCUAUACCUUUUCGUUCACAUAAUACACCGAACUCUUUUACCAGUUCUUUAAUAACUUUCGAAUCAAAUCUCUCGUGAAGUUGACGACUGCGGUCACACAGAACGAGACUGAAAGACUCUUCUAUUACUACAGUAUGUACUUUGACAUCAAACCUUCUGCCCUUUCGUAGUGGGCGGACGCUGUCGUUUGGACCAAUUUCCUUUCGACCUUCAAGUUGUUCCGUAAUAUAGUAUUCAACUCUUUCCAUGGAUGUAAUUAAAUAGCUUGACUUCUUACGUAAAACUUUGCAUAUUGUCUCAUGCUUUGGCCGAUGAUUUCGUUUGCAAAUUUUACCGCAAUACGCAGUCGUAAAGCACUUUUGACAUAUUUUCGGCGUUUUCGUCGACAAACGACAAUUUGAGCAAUAUGAAACGGACAAAUUUAACUUAUCACCGUUCUCGUUUUCUUUGUUAUUGUGCUCUUCGUUAUCCUGGAAUUUAGCAGAUUUAAGGGAAUUGGGAGAUUUGAAAUGAGACUUCAUCAAAUCUAUACUUUUUCCAAGCGACAAUGGAUGGACUUCAUCGAUCUGUACAUUCUCCACAAACCCUGGACCAAUAUUAUCAUAAAUUUUAUUUUGUUCAAUGACAGAUGG
Paramuricea clavata is the source of this 7993-nucleotide messenger RNA. The record is from the annotation of a GenBank genome assembly. NCBI's taxonomy places the organism in Eukaryota, Metazoa, Cnidaria, Anthozoa, Malacalcyonacea, Plexauridae.